Saccostrea echinata is the source of this 1236-nucleotide messenger RNA. RefSeq lists its product as uncharacterized. Gene Ontology annotation, biological process: regulation of translational initiation. Lineage: Eukaryota; Metazoa; Mollusca; Bivalvia; Ostreida; Ostreidae. The record is from RefSeq and is a predicted model, not a curated record. Gene Ontology annotation, cellular component: cytoplasm. The transcript has a single exon. The coding region runs from base 1 to 1236 and encodes 411 amino acids.
AUGAGUGACUCUAAAAUGAAGGGUGAGAACUCCUCACAGGUACGAGGCCCUGGUUCAACGUCUUUACCCUCAGCGGUCACUGGCGCAUUAAGCCAUAUGUCUGUAAUUGACACUAGCCUACGGGCAAUAACGGCCAAGAUGGACGCAUUUAAUACACUACAGGAAUCAGUGAACAAUAUGCAGAAAGAUUUAUGGAAUGAGGAUGGUUUAGACGAUAGAAUAACUUACAUCGCCCAACAACAUGAAGACAACCAAUCUGAAAUUGAAACUCUAAAAAUGGAAAAUGUCACUCUCCGCAAAGAACUCCAACUGUUAAAAUCAAUCGUAGUAAAUUUAGACAGGAGAGUGACAAAGCAAGAAAAAGAAAUUGUAGACCUGAGAGAAAGAUCAAUGAAAGAUAACAUUUUAAUUCAUAAUUUGCCAGAAGAGGACAACGAAAAUCUCAAUACAAAAGUUCAUCAGCUUAUUAGCGAGCACUUAAAACUUGAUGUCAAUUUUAUCAAGAUCCACCGCAAUGGGCCUCGCCUAUUAGGUAUUAAACCAAGAACCAUCACAGGAAAAUUGCAAGACCUUAAUGAUAAGGACCGGAUCCUCACAGCCCAGAGAGCAGUGCGCGAGAAAGAUAAAAAAGAGAAAAGGGAGAAGAUCACUAUACCGUUUUACAUUACGCCACAAACACCGGUGCAAAUCAACGAGAGUAGAAGGAGGCUACGGGAGAUCAACACACAAUACAGGAGUAACAACGUUGAGACAAAGAUAAUUGGAAAUAAAGUUGUGUUUCCUAACGGAAAUGUGUUUCGUGAAAAAGUUACAACACCCAGAGCUGAAGAUCUACUAUUUGUGGACGAAGCAGAAGAGGAAAAGUUUAACGAGAUAGAGGUAGUGCAGAGUGAUAGUAUCCAUGAGGGUGGCAAUGUUUUCACUGCGGUGGCAACAAAAGUGAAUACAUACGCAGAGGUUAGACACUUUUACAAAAAAGUCAUGAGUGAUCCAAACUUCGCUAGCGCGCAUCAUAACGUCCUAGCCUAUCGAAUUCAAGACGCACAAGGAAACGUUCGCGACGGAUACUGUGACGAUGAUGAAUACGGCGCAGGGCGGAGAGUAGUUCGGCUUCUAGGAGAUCAAAGUGCCACCAACGUAGCUUUUGUUAUUUCCAGAAAAUCGGGAAAUCAUAUUGGGCCCAGACGUUUUGAUAUCAUUUGUGAUGCCGUGCUUAAUGCUGCCAAUAAACUGUGA